AUGGCUUCGUCAUCACCAGCCGUUGAGAAAUCAAACUUCUACGCCGAUACAAAGGCACCAAUCGUGUCACUCACUGCGAAGACUUUCUUCGACCAAUUGACUGAAAAGGAGAAGUUCUAUGCCCAUCACUUCUCGAAGGCUGGCCAUUGGGGCACAAGGGUUGUUUUGAGACAGGUGUCGCACGAGUCUGAAGGCAUCUUUGACCUCAUCUUGGAUGUUCAUAAGUCUCUCAACGGCGACUACUCCAAGAUCGCUGAGGCGUCGAAGAGAGGUUAUUUGGAGUAUGCGUCGCAAUUCCUCGCAAACUUGGGUAACUAUACGUCCUUUGGUGAUAAGAAGUUCAUCCCACGUAUCUCCACAGAGGAGUUUGAACAGAUCAUCAAGGACUCCGGUGCAUCAUUGGAAUUGUUCGAAAAGCUCAAGGAACCUCUGUUCUCCAUCGAUAAGAAGUCUGCUCUGCUAGGCUUCCCUUCUGAAGGCCAUGUUUCAGGUUAUUACUUUGGCGACGUCUCCAAGGAGAACAUCGACACUAUCAAGAAGAUUCUGGGCGAACGCAAGGUCUACUUUGAGAACUUGAGAAUCAGAAAGAAUUCCGAGACUGAUUAUGACAUCCUCGUUGCCUCGUCUUUAAAGUCAAGCGAUAAGACAUACCCUCCCCAGAUUGAUGCUGAAGGUUAUAAACUCACAAUUAAAUUUGGAGAUCACUCCCGUGAAAUGGCUCAAAUCGCUGCCGAAUUGGAAAAGGCCAAGGAUUACGUUGCAAACGAUAUCGAAACCAAGAUGAUUGAGGCUUACGUCGAGUCCUUCGAAACCGGUUCCAUCGAGGCCCAUAAAGAGUCUCAAAAGUACUGGGUCAAGGAUCUCUCCCCGGUUGUUGAGACCAACGUUGGGUUUAUCGAAACAUAUAGAGAGCCUGGUGGUGUUGCAGGAGAGUGGGAGACUCUGGUGUCAAUUCAAAAUAAGGAGCGUACCAAGAAGUUUCAAGCACUGGUUGAAUCCGCUGGUGAUUUUAUCCAGUUGUUACCAUGGUCAAAGGAUUUUGAGAAGGACAAGUUCACGCCUCCAGACUUCACCUCUCUCGAAGUGUUGACUUUUGCUGGCUCUGGUAUCCCAGCAGGUAUUAACAUUCCAAACUAUGAUGACAUUAGGCUCACAGUUGGGUUCAAAAACGUCUCUCUUGGUAACAUUCUCAAUGCGAAAUCUGGGAAGGAACCAAUCACGUUUAUCCAAGAAUCUGAGCAUGAGUUGUUCAACAAGUACCGUAAUGACUCGUUCGAAGUUCAAGUUGGUAUACAUGAACUGCUUGGACAUGGCUCUGGUAAAUUGUUGAGUGAACUUCACGAUGGCACGUUCAACUAUGACCACGAAAAUCCACCUAUUGGACUCGACGGUAAACCAGUUACAACUUACUACAAGAAGGGUGAAACUUGGGGAUCCAAGUUUGGCUCUUUGGCUGGAGCCUAUGAAGAAUGCCGUGCUGAGGUAAUCGCCAUGUAUCUGAUUUCAAACAGAGAUCUGCUCAAGAUCUUUGGUUUCGAAUCACAACAAGACCAGGACAGCAUCAUUUACGCUGGAUUCUUACAAAUGUCUCGUGCAGGAUUAUUGGCUUUGGAGUUUUGGGAUCCAUCUUCAUCCAAAUGGGGCCAACCUCACAUGCAAGCCAGAUUCUCCAUCAUGAAAACUUUCCUCGAAUCAGGAUUAGCAGAGCUGGUUUACACUGAGCCAGACUUCAGCGACUUGUAUGUGAAGGUUCACAAGGACAAGAUUCCAUCCGUUGGUCAUGAAGCUAUCAAGGAUUAUCUCAGACACUUGCACAUAUAUAAAGCCUCUGGUGAUGUUGAAAAGGGUUCAGAGUAUUUCAUUAACAGAUCCACAGUUACGCCAGAGCUCGCAAAACUGAGAGAUGCUGUGUUGAGAGCAAGACUCCCAAGAAAGCAAUUCAUCCAAGCAAACACCUCAAUUGUGGAUGGUAGUGUUAUUCUAAAGGAGUAUGAAGAAUCCGAAGUUGGCUUAAUUCAAAGUUUUGCUGAAAGAGAAGUCUAA
Messenger RNA from Williopsis jadinii, 2043 nucleotides. Its product is annotated as dipeptidyl-peptidase III. The record is from RefSeq and is a predicted model, not a curated record. Bases 1 to 2043 code for a protein of 680 amino acids. Gene Ontology annotation, molecular function: dipeptidyl-peptidase activity; metalloexopeptidase activity. Gene Ontology annotation, cellular component: cytoplasm. Gene Ontology annotation, biological process: proteolysis. Lineage: Eukaryota; Fungi; Ascomycota; Saccharomycetes; Phaffomycetales; Wickerhamomycetaceae. The transcript has a single exon.